UUCUGAGACUCUGAACAGUGUACCUCAAAUCACUGUAGACAAACCUUUACUGACUGGAUUAUUACCUGACGAACACUUACACUAGGAUUUUAUCUGGAAACCAAGCUGCCUUUAUCCUCCACAACUGAAUUCUCAUGGCGUCAAGCGAACUUAGUCUUAUUCUCAACAACGCCAAUGCCAACCUGUACCCAUCUGAACCGCAGCCCAACUUGUUGAGCAUGACAGCGCCGAUGGGCAGACCACCACAUCUCUCAGAGAUGACCUUCAGCAGUAACAACAACACAAUGGGCUCCUGGGACCUGGUGAACCCACAGAUGUGGAGCAGGCAUAACGUUCUGGAGUGGAUUGGCUUUCACGUGGAGGAGAGCAGGUUUGAUGCCAGUCUGCUGAAUAUAAACUACUGCAACAUGGAUGGAAUCACACUGUGCUCAAUGUCAAAAGAAACUUUGAUCAGCAUGUUCGGAUCGAUGCUUGGAGAACGCCUUCACCACAGCCUGGAGACCCAAAAGUCCAGAUAUGCUACUGAUCUGUCUGAGACAUGUCUGAGUGAAUCCGAAUUAGACUUACUGGACAACAUACUGCAGAACUCGUUUCCCUUCAUGCACGGACCGAGCCUCGGCCCACUUCUCGAAACGGUGGUGGUUCAACCCUCAAUCCCAUCAGACAAUUCGGAGAACAGCUACAGCUACUUUGAUGAGUACCCCAAUCAGCUGACUCCAGAGAGCGAUCACGGCUAUGACUCUCUAACUGAGAGCUUCCAGAGUUCCCACACUGGUAGCCUGAACCUAAGCUCCCCUGAGUCCAACAGCAGCGACUCCGACCCAGAAUACACAGAGAUGCAUUACUCCGUCAGCACCAAGAACUUUGUGAAACAAGAGCCAGGAGAGCCCAAAAAGAGAGGCAGAGGACGACCCCCAAAGUGCCAAAGUGAGGGAUUUGAACAUUUCAUUCAGUCCAAAAAAAGUAAACACGCUCCAAGAGGAACCCACCUGUGGGAGUUUAUCCGGGACAUCCUGAUCCACCCAGAGAAGAACCAAGGUCUGAUGAAAUGGGAGGACCGCAGGGAUGGCGUAUUCAAGUUCUUGAAGUCCGAAGCUGUUGCUCAGCUCUGGGGGCAGAAGAAGAAGAACAGCAGCAUGACAUAUGAGAAGCUCAGUAGAGCCAUGAGGUAUUACUACAAACGAGAGAUUCUGGAAAGAGUGGAUGGAAGACGACUGGUCUAUAAGUUUGGGAAGAACUCCACUGGUUGGCGAAUUGAGGAGACCGGAUAUUAAAGUGGACCUGACAGAAGAGGGUCACUUUCAGUCAAACGUAGAGACUUUGGACUCCUGCUAAUGAGGAACUUUAGGUUGCUCUGAAGAUCCUUUCUUUAGAAACACACUCUUCCCAGAGGGAAAAGGUUUCACAGAAACUGUAAGCCAGAGUUUUGGCUAAAGUAGGUUUUAUGAACCUGUAAAAGUGGCAGUUGUCUGGUUCGAGUGGCACGCGGGCGUGCCAUGUAUCAGAUAGUAUUGCUACAUCACUUUAAGACUCUAUGUAAUCACUUGUUCUACACAUUGGUUGAACUGCAAGAGAAUGUAUAGCUUUGUUAAGGCUCUUUGGUAUUGGGAAAUUAAGUGUUGUGUGUAGGUAUAUUUGUCAAACCAUUUGUCAGGGCAGAGUGAAGUGUCUGUAACGUUCAUAUCUGCUGUACUGAUUGAUAUUUGUUCUACUGUAUAUAAAUGUAUGUGUAAACUAUAUAUUCUUUGUAAUACUUGUCAAUCAAGUACAAAUCAGAUAUUUAAUUGAAGAUUCUGCUCAAUUUUUCUGUGAUUUGUCAAGUCAC
Molecule: messenger RNA, 1825 nt
Organism: Carassius auratus (goldfish)
Lineage: Eukaryota; Metazoa; Chordata; Actinopteri; Cypriniformes; Cyprinidae
Product: ETS-related transcription factor Elf-3-like
Exons: 9
Coding region: 135-1274 (379 amino acids)
Biological process (GO): regulation of transcription by RNA polymerase II; cell differentiation
Cellular component (GO): nucleus
Molecular function (GO): DNA-binding transcription factor activity, RNA polymerase II-specific; sequence-specific DNA binding
Source: RefSeq, a predicted model, not a curated record